Molecule: messenger RNA, 495 nt
Organism: Xenopus tropicalis (tropical clawed frog)
Lineage: Eukaryota; Metazoa; Chordata; Amphibia; Anura; Pipidae
Product: histone H2B 1.1
Exons: 1
Coding region: 49-429 (126 amino acids)
Source: RefSeq, a predicted model, not a curated record
GGAGGGAACAGUUUUCUCAUUUAUCGGAAAGCGUAAGGAUAGUUGAUCAUGCCUGAACCAGCCAAGUCCGCUCCAGCCGCGAAGAAAGGUUCCAAGAAAGCGGUGACCAAGACCCAGAAGAAAGAUGGGAAGAAGCGCAGGAAGACAAGGAAGGAGAGUUACGCCAUUUACGUGUACAAGGUGCUGAAGCAGGUGCACCCCGAUACCGGCAUCUCCUCCAAGGCCAUGAGCAUCAUGAACUCCUUUGUCAACGAUGUGUUUGAGCGCAUCGCAGGGGAAGCCUCCCGCCUGGCUCAUUACAACAAGCGCUCCACCAUCACCUCCCGGGAGAUCCAGACCGCGGUCCGCCUGCUGCUGCCUGGGGAGCUGGCCAAGCACGCCGUGUCCGAGGGCACCAAGGCUGUCACCAAGUACACCAGCGCCAAGUAACUGCUGCCCCAUCUCCUGCCCUACUCCCGGCAACACAAAGGCUCUUCUAAGGGCCCCCACUCCCUC